This is a messenger RNA of Somion occarium, 441 nucleotides long. Lineage: Eukaryota; Fungi; Basidiomycota; Agaricomycetes; Polyporales; Cerrenaceae. The record is from the annotation of a GenBank genome assembly.
AUGAAACAGUCCUGGAUGCUGGUGAAUCUUGACAUGAAUGAGACAGAAAACAUCUCCUCACUGGGUCGACGCAUGCUGAAUGGCUUGUGGGACAAUCUCAUUGGAAUGCUCGCCCACUCAACCGGAAUCAAAUUUGUCCCCGAUAUUCUUUCCAAAAGGGAACAGGACACUACGGCCGACUUCGAAUCAGACAAAGAAUGCGAAAGAAAGUCGGAUCCACCUCCUCAGAGGAGUACUCUCGGCCGAUUGGAACUGUUUCCAGAUGCUUCUUUGCAUAUUCGAUCACAUUCACAAACAGGAAGACGUCGCAAGCCUGAGCCUCAUAAGUCGAUAUGUAUACAACACUGGCUACGAGGUUUUACAGCGUCGUUACAUGACGGACAUAGCAUCGUGGGCUGGAUGUCGUCUUAUAUGUAUUGGAUAUCACGCCGAAUUCAAUGA